Carassius carassius (crucian carp) is the source of this 3014-nucleotide messenger RNA. RefSeq lists its product as uncharacterized. Lineage: Eukaryota; Metazoa; Chordata; Actinopteri; Cypriniformes; Cyprinidae. The record is from RefSeq and is a predicted model, not a curated record. The coding region runs from base 21 to 2870 and encodes 949 amino acids. The transcript has 9 exons.
CAUGCAAUGAUAAUGACAACAUGACAGCCAUAGAGAACUGCUCUGAGGAUUCUGUAACUACUGCAGGCACUUCACGAUUCACAGCUGAGCCUCCAUGCAAUGAUGAUGACAACAUGACAGCCAUAGAGAACUGCUCUGAGGAUUCUGUAACUACUGCAGGCACUUCACGAUUCACAGCUGAGCCUCCAUGCAAUGAUGAUGACAACAUGACAGCCAUAGAGAACUGCUCUGAGGAUUCUGUAACUACUGCAGGCACUUCACUAUUCACAGCUGAGCCUUUGGUUGAUUAUUCGGACAGCGAAGAUGAGGUUUUGUGUUCUAAAAUUAUGACAUCUUUUGAAAAGAGAUCUGUGAUUUGUGAUGAUUCGGAUGAUCUCUUUGAAAAGUCCAGUGUAAACAGUAAAGAUGACCAUACAGACAUUCAAGAUGACAUCAGACGGAAUCAUGCAUCAUUUGCAAUGAGUGAACAACAUUCCGCUUGUACCACAGCAUCCAAAAGAGCAAAAAACACCAGAGCUAGAGGGAAGAUUGCUGAGUACUCAGAUGGUUCGAGUGAAGAUGAGUUAUCUGUUAGUGAGGAGGAGUAUAUUCCUGACACAUCAGAGAGUUACACAUCAGAUAGUAGCAUGAGCUUUAUUGCUUCACCAAAAGGUAAAGGAAAAAAGUUACAGACUUUGCCAGUCCGGACCAGUUCAGCUGUGAACAGAAUCAAAAAGUUCAGCAUUAAAAGCAGCGGUGACUUAGGGAGCUCCCAGAACCACGACAUAGCCAAAGUUCCUGACACAUCUUCCAUUCUUGACAGCGCAACAUCAGUAGUUAUCCCAGCUAUAAUUAAAAAGAGAGGUGGAUUGAGAAUGUACAGCAAAAAACAACAGUGCUUUUUUUGUGACGGUGCUUUUACAAAAAUUUCUAGACACCUGGAACGAAAGCAUAGAAAUGAGGUAGAGGUAGCGAAAGCAUUAAGUCAUCCAAAGGGCUCAAAAGAAAGGAGGAUGCAACUGGAGUAUCUACGUAACAAAGGGAACUUUGCUUACAAUAGUACUGUUAUUAAUACAGGUGCAGGACUGAUGAUUCCGCGGAAACUGCCCAAAAAGAACCUGGAUGGGGAAAGUUUUAUGCACUGCAUUUACUGCAAAGGACUCUUCUUAAAGAAAACUCUGUGGCGACAUGUCAAGGUUUGCAAAUUCAAGCCUGGUGACGAGAAGCCGAAACCUGGAAAAACCCGUGUCCAGGUUCUUUGUGGCUUUGCACAACCUCCCCCACCAGGAGUAACUCAUGGUGUUUGGAAGCUGUUAAAUUCAAUGAACCAGGACCGAGUGGCCCUUGAAACUAGAAAUGACUGGUGCAUUUUAGAGUUAGGAAAGCAUCUUUACAACAAGUAUGGAUCAAGAGUUAAAAUGCAUGAACACAUCCGCCAAAAGAUGAGGGAGCUUGGAAGACUCCUAAUAUGUGCGAGAGAGGUUUCCCCCCUUACAUCUAUUAAAGAGCUCAUUCAUCCCACAAACUUCAUGCAUACCAUCAAUGCAGUUAAAAGGGCUGCUGGCUACAAUGAAGAGACCAAUGUAUUUGAAAAGGCUAGUGUGGCUGUGAAACUUGGACAGAGUCUGAACAAAAUCGCAAUGCUCAUUGAGAGCCACUCUACUAUUAGUGGAGAUGAAGAGACAGGAAAAAUUGCGAACAGCUUUCAACAGCUUUAUCAGUCUAGAUGGCCUGAAUACAUUUCUUCAACAGCCCGGCGAACACUGGAGGAAGCAAAGUGGAAUUCCCCACAAUUACUUCCAUUCACUGAAGAUGUUAAACUCCUUCAUAUAUAUCUUGACGAGCAAGAGAAGACCUAUCGCAAACUAUUGUUAACACAGCCAUCAUCUCAGCACUGGGCAAAACUGGCCAAGAUCACGUUAACUCAGGUUAUGCUUUUCAAUCGUAGACGAGAAGGGGAAGUGUCACAAAUGCCGUUGUCUGCAUACAUCUCCAGCAACCAAUCGGAGGCUCAUCCAGAUAUUAGCAUGGCCCUCACGGAUUUAGAAAAUAAACUAUGUCAGUACUUCAAGCGUGUAGAAAUCAGAGGCAAAAGAGGCAGAAAGGUUCCUGUGCUUCUCACACCUUCCAUGCAAGAAUCAAUCAGCCUGCUUAUUGAAAAUCGGAGUAGGUGUGGAAUACCAAAUGAAAAUCCUUUCCUCUUUGCACGUCCAUCUGCAAUGACGUUUUUCAGAGGCUCUGAUUGCAUUCGAGAAUUUGCUGUUGCAUGCAGCGCAAAAAAUCCUCAGACUCUUACUUCAACAAAGUUGAGGAAACAGAUCGGGACACUUUCUGAAGUUCUUAAUCUUAGCAACACAGAGCUAGAUCAGUUGGCAGACUUUCUAGGCCAUGACAUUCGAGUUCAUCGUCAAUUUUACAGGUUACCCGAAGGCACCCUCCAACUGGCCAAAAUUAGUAAAAUUUUUCUGGCCCUCGAAAAAGGACGCUUGGCAGACUUCAAAGGGCGAAAUCUUAAUGAAAUCAACAUUGAUCCAGAAGAGGAAGUUACAGUGGACAGUGAUUUGGAGGAGUCCCCUUCUAGUUUGAAAGAAUGCACCACAGUAUCAUCACCGCAGCACACUGUUUGUGAGAACAGCACACUUCCAGAAGACCCAGUCUCCAAAAAAAAGAGAGGUUACGUUAAGAAGACGGCCUGGAACAAACAUGAGAUACAGGCUGUGGAGAAGCAUAUGAUGAGGUUUAUUAACAACCGCAAAAUUCCAGGAAAGGCGGACUGCAUGAGGUGUAAAGAGGCGGAACCACUUGCACUUAAAAAUAGAGAGUGGUCCACACUUAAAUUUUACAUCAAAAAUCGAAUCUCCGCUCUAAACAGAAAAGAUCUGCCAAAUUAAUUGACACACUGGCAGAUUUAAUUGUUCACUGGUAGAAACAAGCUUUUAUAGUUUUAAAACAAGCUUCCAUAGUCACAUGGUUAUAACGCAAUAGACCAUCAGUUCCAUAUUAUUGUAUGGAAAUGUAGAUUGUUCUUUCGAAAA